GUUUUAAACAGGUUUCAGUUCCGAUUAGGGAAUCCUGAGUGUUUGCUCACCCCUACUAAAUAGUAGUGCAAACGAGCUGCAAAGGGACUACAAAUAAUGAUACCAUAACAUAACUCUCAAUACUCUUGUCUCUUGAAUCUUGAUACAAUGACCCAAGUCGUUAUUAGGUGAUUCAAGCCCUAAUACAGCCCACUAAAUUUCAUGCAACCCACAAGCUUCUUACACCGACCCACUCAAUCACUUGAAUCAAAUAAUCAACCCUCCAAUAGUCCAUUACACUAUUCAAAUACUCGUACCAAAAAAAAUUAAGAAAUCUUCCACAAAAUUCAAUUCAAUCGCCAACAAAAAUGUCGACAAAUUUAUCAACACUUAUUAGUCACCAAAAACUAACAGAGUUAUCUCAACCAAUUCAAGAACUUCUUUCAACAACUCCUUACAAUCCCCCUGAAUCCCACGAUGUUUCCAUCAAAUCUCUCUUUCAAUCCCUUCUUCCUUCCAAAACCCCCAAUUCCACCAACAUUCUCCCUCAAAUUAGGGAUUUCUGUCUCCUCUGUGCAUUGAUAUCUUCUUCAUACGCUUCAACUUCACCUCUUCUAAGCUGGAUUCCUGAACGUCUCAUUGUUGCGUCGCAUUUGGCUAUUAAAGCUCUUUCGGAAGCUGUUUAUGGCGAUUCUCACCCGUAUUUGAGAUCCGAUACGAGAUUGGUUAUUGAUUUAAUGCCGGAAGUUAUCCCGUUGAUUAAGGAAACGAUUAAGGAGAGUUCCAUUGGUGGUGAUGAAAUUUCUGCGGCGUCUUCUAGGGUUCCUACUUCUUACGCCAUUGUUGCUGCUUAUCAGCUUAGUUGGUUUGUCUCACAGGUUAAGAAUCCAGAAUUAGGGAAAUUAUGUGGUUUGAUUAUUCCAUGCGGGCUUACAGCUCUUGAUCACUGGUCUUCUGAAGUGAAAGGUCAAGGAAUGAGCAGCUUCAUACAUGUAGCUAAAAAUGUCAAUACUGCUGAUCUUGGCGGAUAUGGAGAUGUGAUUCUGGAUGCAUGCUGUCACAAUAUUGUUUCAGAUGAUGAGAUAUGGCACCUUGCUGUUGAGAUGUCAGUAUGUUUUGUGACCUGUUUGCAGAGGAACAACCCUCGUAGCCCUUGGUUUGAGAGGCUUUUAAAUGAUAUGCUAGGUCAUUUAGAGCGCCAACCUAGGGACAAGAAGCGCCGUAUUGCAUGGCUGAAACUUGUUCAACCACUCUUCUGCUGUGUUGGUCUUGUUCUGCUAGCUCACUUCAGACGUUUGUUUCCCCUUUUCUUCCAAUGGGUGCAUGCUGAUGACGAUGAAACUGUUCUAUUGGCCCUUGAAAGUAUCUACACAGUUGUGAAAUUGACAUGGUUAAGGAGCAGUCCACACACUAUAAGGUUAGUGGAUGAACUAGCCAUUCUAUAUAAGGAGGCUGCUUUGAAAACUGCUCGAGAUGAUAUAAGAGUACAUAUUUAUCAUAUAAUGAUCCUGCUUCAGCAAUCCAAAGGGCUGCAGUUUGAAGUGACUUGGGAGAAGUACAAGGAUGACCCAAACUUGGGGACUCUUGUUCAGUCCAUUACAAAUGGUUUUCCGGUUCUCCAAUGAACACUAUGGUGCUCAUAAAUGCAGCACAACACUUGAGACUUGAAGACUCAAAUAGAUUUGAUAUGCAUUCCUUUGCACUACCAAGGGCUUAAGCCUUGAAGUGUUUAUCAGAAAACAUCGUAUUGCAGCCCAACACUUGAGAGGAGUCGAGGGACAUUGAUAUUGGAGGCUUUGGAUAGGUUGGCACUUGAGUCACCCGGGCUUUGCAAUAUUAAAGAGGCUGCUGAUUAUAUACGGAGUAAGAGGACAUCAUUCUGGAAUCAGGAUUAUGCUAUAUUUUAGUCUCACUUUGGUUUCAUCUACAUGUAGGCAUGUACUAAAUAUUCAGCUUUUUUUUUCUUUUUUUUCCCUUUGGAGCUGUGUUUAUUCAAAAAAAAAAAAAAAAGGUGAUAUAUUGGAGUCAACAAUUGUCCUCUGUAACUAUUGAGCACAACGUCUUCACUUACAUUAUUCAAUCACUCAUGGAAAGGGUUCUUA
Chenopodium quinoa (quinoa) is the source of this 2081-nucleotide messenger RNA. RefSeq lists its product as uncharacterized. The transcript has 9 exons. The record is from RefSeq and is a predicted model, not a curated record. Bases 348 to 1604 code for a protein of 418 amino acids. NCBI's taxonomy places the organism in Eukaryota, Viridiplantae, Streptophyta, Magnoliopsida, Caryophyllales, Amaranthaceae.